AUGUACCACCUCUACUGCAUGGAAGCUGAAUGCACAGGUUUGCCAAUCAGCGACUUCGGCUCCAUGGAUUUGAAGGAUGGGGCUAUUCACAGUUUAAAGGGUUGGACUUGGUCCUCAGCUCAACGAGUCAUGGAUAUCAUGAGACAUCGUUCCCUGGUGCUGGAAAGAGAACAGGGCCAAGCGAUCAUGAUUUGGCAAAAGAUGAGUCAAGAGAGCUUGGAUGUUGCUGGGAGGCUGGAUGACUUGCUCCGGAAGCUUGCAGAGACCUAUCCCGAGUGUCACAGCUCCAUCGCCGAGAGCAGAGACGUGCUGAGCUUGCUUGAGAACAAGCUGAUGGAUGCCUCAGGCCUGGACUCCGCCGAUCAGAGCCCCAGUGGCCGGCGCCGUCAGAGCUUUGCAGAGACGCUGCCACCUUCGAUGUUGGCGGCCAUGGAGAUGUCAAGCAUCGCCUCUGACAAAUUCUUGGAAGAGACGCAGUGGAAACAGAUCCAGUUCGAGGCCGAUCGUGCCAAGACAAAGGACUGCAGCGGGGGUCAGAGCUGA
This is a messenger RNA of Durusdinium trenchii, 543 nucleotides long. Lineage: Eukaryota; Dinophyceae; Suessiales; Symbiodiniaceae. The record is from the annotation of a GenBank genome assembly.